GUGGUGGAGGAGGAGGACACUUCCCUCACUUCUCCGGCGGCGUGCAGGUCUCACGGAGCCCCCCCCCCCCCUUAUGUUCGUCCCUUCCCCCCCUCGGUGAACGGAGGGAAGAAGUCACGUUUCACUCCUCAAGUUUUCCUGUUUUCUUCUUCUUCUUUUUUUUUUAUGGGUGUCCAUUCGUCCGCGGCGUGGUGGUCAGCGGGGGUGACCGAGUUCAGAGGAGGGUCGUGGUAGUGGGGGGGAGAGGGAGGCUGGGUCGCUGGCACGCUGUUUUCUUUUUUUCUUCCUGCACGUAGCAGCUCGGAGGAGUUUCCUGGGAUGAGCUCCCAUCUGUCUUAAAAAGAGAAGAAGAAGAAGAAGAAGAAGAAGAAGAAGAAGAAGAAGAAGAAGAAGAAGAAGAAGAAGAAGAAGAAGAAGAGACGCGCGAGCAGGGGGAUAUAAAGACCUGCGCAGACCCGUCCACUCCACUGGACGACACCUCCACGACGUCCAGCCCCAGGCUGCGGGAGGAACCGAAGAGGAGCCUCUGUUUUCUUUCUGUAAUACUCAAGUACAAACUGCAGUUUGUUGUCGAAGUGUCUCUCCCCUCAGCGGAGCAGCGCAGGGAGAUGAGCCCGGGGCCAGUGGCGCUCCUGUAGGGACCUCCAGACGAGCCCUAACUAUAAUAAUAACAAUAACAACAACAAUAAUACUUUUAUUUCUGUCGUUCGCGUUGCACCGACGGUGAGCAGAUGAACGUGGACUGGCGCCUCCACGUGUGGAAAAUGAAGAUUUUUACCCACACAAGUGUCACCAGGAGCCAAGAUCACGUUAUUUAGUGGUCUGCGUUUUCUUUUUCCAGGGCUCACACACACACACACACACACACACACACACACACACACACACACACACACACACACACACACUGGCUGGACUUGGCUGGGAAGAAACUCAUACAUUUAUUGCCCCCCCCCCCCCACCCCUGAUCACGGGGGGCAACCUUGAUUCGGUUGUCCUCAUUGGACCUCCAGUUUUUUUAUUUAAUUUUUUUUUAACUUUUGAUAUUCCAGAAAUAACAUUUCCCACCACAAGAUUGGAGUUUUUUUUAUAAACCCCGAAGCUUCAAGAGGACGACACAACUUCUCCAGUCAAAAUGAGGCGGUGGACGUUAAAGCUGCGAGCACAAAUCGUGUUUUUUAUCAUCUGCACCUGCAUCGUGUGCCAGUGUGGACUAAUAAACGGAGAAAUCUGCCCGAGCAAGGACAUCCGAAACAAUGUGACCAACCUCCAGUCGUUGGAGAACUGCACCAUCAUCGAGGGCCACCUGAAGAUUCUGCUCAUGUUUAAGACCAAGAUCGAGGACUUCCGUGGCCUCAGCUACCCAAAGCUGCGAGUGGUGACCGACUACGUGCUGCUGUUUAGGGUCUACGGCCUCGAGACCCUCAGCGAUCUCUUCCCCAACCUGACAGUGGUCCGCGGCAACAACCUCUUCUUCAACUACGCUCUUGUGCUUUAUGAGAUGCUGCAGCUGAAGGAGUUGGGCCUUCACAGUCUGAUGAACAUCACCCGCGGCGCCGUGAGAAUUGAGAAGAAUCCGGACCUUUGCUACCUUGCCACCCUGGACUGGUCCAAGAUCCUGGACACUGUGGAGGACAACUUCAUUGUGGCCAAUAAGAAUGACAGGGAGUGUGGAGACGUGUGUCCCGGCACGGCCCAAGGUCAGACCAUCUGCUCACAGAACACCAUCAAUGGACACUUCCGGGGACGAUGCUGGUCGCAGAACCACUGUCAGAGAAUGUGCUUGGACAACUGUAAGCAUGGUGCGUGCAGCCUCCAGGGCCAGUGCUGCCAUGACCAGUGCCUGGGCGGCUGCUCUGAGCCAGGUAACGCCAGUAGCUGUGUGGCCUGCAGGAACCUCCAGCAUGGGAACUCGUGCGUAGAGAAAUGUCCUGCUGGAUACUAUGUCUUCAGGGGCUGGCGCUGUGUCAGCUUCUCCUUCUGCCAGGAGCUCCACAACCAGUGUAAGCAGAAUAAGAAGUUGAACCAGGAUCGGGAGUCAGGCUGUAAUGAAUAUGUCAUUCAUAACGGGGCCUGUAUUCCAGAGUGUCCUUCUGGAUACACCACUAUAAACUCCACUACGUUGACCUGUUUACCCUGUGCAGGCCUGUGUCCUAAACUGUGUGUUGGAAAUAAGACGGUUGAUUCGGUCACCUCGGCCCAGGCUCUGAGAGGCUGCACUGUUCUCCACGGCAACAUGAUCAUCAAGAUUCGAGGAGGGAAUAACAUCGCUGCUGAGUUGGAGGCUAGUUUGGGCCAGAUUGAGGAAAUCACAGGCUACCUGACUGUUCGCAGAGCGUACGCCCUGGUCUCCCUUUCCUUUCUCCGCAAGCUACGUAUCAUCAGGGGAGAGCAUCUUGAGACAGAUAUCUACGCCUUCUAUGCGCUAGACAACCAGAACCUGCGAGAGUUGUGGGAUUGGUCCAAGCACAACCUGACCAUUAAGCGCGGUCGUGUCUUCUUCCACUACAACUCCAAACUUUGCAUGUCUGAAAUCAGAAAGAUGGAGGAUGUAACGGGAACCAAGGACCGUAACCAGAAGAAUGACAUAGCUGUACGCAACAACGGGGACCAAGCCUCAUGCGAGACCAAGAUGCUGAAAUUCACCGUGGUCAAGACCACAUCAAAUAUGAUUAUGUUGAAGUGGGAACCCUUUUGGCCCUUAGACUUUAGAGACCUGCUGGGAUUUAUGGUUCUCUACAAAGAGGCGCCAUAUAAGAAUGUGACAGAGUUUGAUGGCCAGGACGCGUGUGGCUCUAACAGCUGGGCAAUUGCCGAUGUUGAUCCUCCAUCACGUUCCACCGAUGGCAAGAAGGCGGAGGAUCCGGGGCACCUAAUCCGAACAUUGAGGCCCUGGACCCAGUAUGCCAUCAUGGUCAAAACCCAACUGUCUGCAUCAGAUGAGCAUCAGGUCCAUGGAGCCAAGAGCGAGAUCAUCUACGUCCGCACCAAUGCCUCCAAGCCCUCAGUGCCUCUAGACCCCAUCUCCUCCUCCAACUCCUCCUCCCAGAUCAUCCUGAAGUGGAAGCCUCCAACAAGUCCCAAUGGCAACAUCACCCACUACCGGGUCAUCUGUCGCAAGCAGGCGGAGGACAGCGACCUCUACAAGUUUGACUACUGCUUACAAGGAAUGAAGCUGCCGUCUCGUACCCCAACCCACCUGGACAGUGAGGAUGAGCAGAAGUGGAACCACACAGAUGAGCCCACCUCAGGGGGCAAAUGCUGCGCCUGCCCCAAGACAGACAACCAGCUAAAGAAGGAGCAGGAGGAGAUCGAGUACCGCAAGACCUUUGAGAACUACCUCCACAAUGAAGUAUUCGAGAGCAGACCGUCUCGUCGACGACGCUCAGUUGGAGUUGCCAACGCCACCCAACUCCCUAACUUCCUUACCACAGUCCCCAGUUUGUCAUUUGGCUCCACAACAGCCACCCCUGAUGACGAGGAUGAUGAGGGAUCCAAGGUGGAGCUGAAGGUGUUCUUAAAGGAGUCAACCGUCAUCUCCAACCUUCACCACUUUACCAGCUAUAAGAUCGAGAUCAUGGCCUGCAACCAUCCGACAGACCUCAAACGCUGCAGCAUGGCUACUUACGUCAGUGCCCGAACAAUGCCCGAGGAGAAAGCUGAUGAAAUCCCAGGCCCUGUCACCCAUGAGAUAGUGACGGCUGAGGCUCCCUAUGUCUUGAUCAAAUGGAAUACACCCCGAUCCCCCAACGGCCUCAUCAUCCUGUAUGAGGUGUUCUACAGGAAGGUUGGAGACACAGAGGUUCACACAGCUUGUGUGUCGCGGCCGGCCUACCUCAAGUUGGGUGGCACGAAGCUUUCGCUUGUGCAGCCUGGAAACUACAGCGUGAGGGUCCGCGCCACCUCCUUGGCAGGAAAUGGCUCUUUUACAGCAACCACUUAUUUCUUCAUGCCUAACCCGGAUCCCGGUUUGAUUUGGAUUGUGAUUGGUCCAGUCAUCUGCUUCAUCCUGCUGCUGUUUGUGGGAGGUGGAGUCUUUUGGAUCUUCAAGAAGAAGCAAACAGAAGGCCCGACUGGACCUCUUAUCGCCUCCUCAAAUCCUGAGUACAUCAGCGCUAACGAUGUGUACGUUCCUGAUGAGUGGGAGGUGCCCCGGGAGAAGAUCACGGUGCUCAGAGAGCUCGGCCAGGGCUCCUUCGGCAUGGUGUACGAGGGAAUCGCCAAGGACAUCAUUAAAGGAGACCCGGACACACGCGUUGCUGUCAAGACGGUCAAUGAAUCGGCCAGCCUGCGGGAGAGGAUCGAGUUCCUCAAUGAAGCCUCCGUCAUGAAGGCUUUCAGUUGUCACCAUGUGGUCCGUCUGUUAGGUGUGGUCUCCAAAGCUCAGCCCACCCUGGUAGUGAUGGAGCUUAUGACACACGGCGACCUGAAGAGCUACCUCCGAUGUCUCAGGUCGGACUCUGAGAACAAUCCAACAGGCCGUCCACCGCCCACACUGAAAGAGAUGAUCCAGAUGGCUGCAGAAAUUGCAGAUGGCAUGGCCUACCUCAACGCCAAGAAGUUUGUCCACAGAGACCUGGCAGCCAGGAACUGCAUGGUGGCAGAAGACUUCACCGUCAAGAUCGGAGAUUUUGGUAUGACGCGAGACAUCUAUGAGACGGACUACUACCGUAAAGGAGGGAAGGGCCUGCUCCCUGUCAGGUGGAUGGCUCCAGAGUCGCUGAAGGACGGAGUCUUCACUCCCCAUUCCGACUGCUGGUCAUUUGGCGUCGUGCUGUGGGAGAUCAGUACGCUAGCAGAGCAGCCUUACCAGGGUUUAUCCAACGAACAGGUUCUGAAGUUCGUCAUGGACGGAGGAUACCUGGACCGGCCGGAGAACUGCCCUGAGCGAAUGCACAGCCUUAUGCAGAUGUGCUGGCAGUACAACCCCAAGAUGCGGCCGAUGUUCUAUGAGAUCAUCGAGAUGCUGCGGGAGGACCUGCACCCGUCUUUCCAGGAGGUCUCCUUCUUCUACAGCGAAGAGAACAAGGUCCCCGAAACGGAGGAGUUUGACCUGGACCUGGACAACAUGGAGAGCAUCCCCCUGGACCCAUCUUCGUACUCGCAGAGAGAGGAAAGCUUAGGCAGGGACAGCGGGCCCUCGGUGGCCCUCAGGGGGAACUAUGAGGAGCAUGUCCCCUACACACACAUGAACGGUGGCAAGAAAAACGGACGAAUCUUAUCGUUGCCCAGAUCCAGCCCUUCCUAACAUUUCCUGUUCCCUAAACAAACUUGUUUAACAAUCUUUCCCAUCCUUCUUUCAGUUCCAGUCCAUUUUCUGUAUCCUCCACGUUUCUUCUCGUCAUUUUAUAAUGAUUCUUAUUCUCGGAGAAUCCCUUCAAAACAGACACAGAUCUCAGGACUUUUUAUUUUCUUCCUCAUGGCUGCCAAACACUGGCAAGCAAGGGAUGCAAACACGGUGUAACACUUCCUCCGCAACACAUUGGGCUGUUUAUUACUUACUUAUCUAUUGUUUUUCACUAUUGCCACGUUUCCAGGACUCAUCAUGGUGGAAACGGAGAGGAAUUUUUAAAAAAAACUGUGAACUCUACAAACCUUAGACAACCAAGAUGGCUGCUUAUGCUCAACCUCCUCAAGACUCGUCCCUACUUUUCCUCCCCCACCAAAAUCUGCAUUUCCAAUUCCCUGUGCUUUGUUACUUUUCUCCUAGUGAAAUCUUUUUACUCAGAUAGUGGCCUUUUUAUAUGUGGCCUAUAAACAAAGACAAGUGUCUAUCAGCGCUUACACUAAUUUCCUUUUUGAACAAUGAAUCAGUUUGGAACAGUGGAAUGAUUUGCAAAAGACUUGAUCCUAGAACAAAACAUCUAUUCCUAGAAUGUUUUACUUUUUCUUUUCUUUUCUUUUCUUUUUGGUUCUGCAGAAUUCCAAACUACACACAGAUUCAUCGGGUGUUUGGUGAAUAGUUUUAAUUUAUUUACUUUGAUUGUUAUUUUCUCUUCUCUCUCUCUCUUUUCCUUUCUCUCUGUUUUAUUUUUGUGUCCUCACUAUACGGCUGAAGGAUAUUUAAACAAUUUAGAAUUGGACAAAAGAGUUCCUCAGACUGACCAAUAGCUGCUGCUUUGAUAUAUUUUAAUGGGGGUAUAUAAAUAUAUAAAUAUAUAUAAUAUAUAUAUAGUAUAUAUGGAAUAUUGGCAUUUCUGUACCAAUAUUUUAUAUAUAAUAUAUGACAUACUGAUGUUUUUGUAAAUAGUUCAUAUUUGUAAGAUUAUUUUUUUGAUAGUAUUUUGUUUUGCCAGUUUUUUUCUUUCUCUCCUGUUGUUUUUUGUAGCCCCAGGAAUCACACUAAUCUACCAUUAGUGCUCUCUGCGUCUUAGGCCUCCAGACCCCAACCGCCACCCCCCACAAAAUAUUGUCAACUCACCGCAUCUUUUAUUUUUAUAAACCUUGUGUCCGUGUCUGCUCUUUCUCUGGUUGGAUUGCGCUGGAAUGUGUUUGUUAUCGCGGGUUCAUUAUGUCUUUCGUGUGAUCGUGCUAGUCGUCAUCAGUGUUAACCAUCGGUGAGGCCAGAGAUCGUGUUGAGAGCUUGGAUCAGUGAUUGUACUUCCGUAUGUUGGCGUGUUUUUUCAGUUGUGUCUGUGCUGCUUUGGAUCAGACCCGUCUGAUCUGAGCUCUCAGCUAGAUUUUGGCUGUUUUGGUCUGAAAGUCCUCAGACUUCAAAUUUAGAGAGCAGUGGCGUCCCCCCACCCCACCACCCCCCAUUGUCGUUCUGUUGGAUUUGCUCUGCACCAGACACCUUUGGCACUCUCUCUCUCUCUUCCCAUUGGCUGCUAAAAUCACUGCUCAAAAUCAGGCUGGUGGAAAUUUCCACGUUUUUUGUGGUGGAGGGCUGGAGAGAAAUAUGGAAAGUUCCAAGUGUAUUUAGAGUCCACAGCAGGUAGCGAGGGAGAGAGGAGGGCAGUGUCUCUCGUCUCUCUAUCUUUCAGUGUGUCUGAGAGAGAGAGAGAGAGGGAGUGUGAGCGAUUGUUAAUCCUAUUAUUCUCUCUGCUAUCACAUGCAGCUCGGCAGCCAGGACACAGUGUGCAGCGGCUAUUUCACUCAGGUCUGACAUUCCAGGAUUUAGUUAAAACUGCUUGUUCCCUCAUCCCCCAAGUUUUGCCCGCCUGAUGGCAAAACUCAUACCAUCACCACACCCCAACAGUGAACACAUUGAAGACUGCUGUCUUUUUUUUUAUCCCACCUUCUUAAUAAUCACUUGGAGAGAGAUAGAGUGGCACAGAUUUUUGCCAAACAUUCACUCUUAGAGCAAGUCGCUGCGUUUCUCUGACGUUUGUCCCUCCUGCCUGGGAAUCAAAAACAUUCCCUUCUACUGUACCCUCACACAAAGCUCCAGAAGAGUUAGUGGCCCCCCUCAUUUUGUGUGUAAAGAUCAAUAAUUCACCGCGACUUUCGUCCAGAGGCCAAAAGCAACAGCAGAUCCUCUGUAAACGCUCCCCUCUUACUCUCUCACCACAUCAGUAGAUGAUAGUCAGCAGACGAAUAGAGAUGGUGAGUUUUUCUUUUCUCUUCUUUUUUUAUUUUUUUUUACUCUGGACACAGACCAGUGUGGUUGCCAAUCUAGCCGAACAGCGUUCAGCACUUAUAGCAUAGCCAAAGUGUUGGCAGCUUGCUGUCAACAACGAGAACCCACAGAAUCGGAGUCGGAGAAAGCGGAGAAGCUGCCUCCAUCUUUUACCAGUGCCUUCUCAAACCCACAGCCACGUCCAGGCUAGUUGUAUUGGCUAGUUUAACACACACACACACACACACACACAAACGCCUCUGUGAUCUGUCUAUUUUUUCCUCAUGAGGCCGGACAGGCAUAGAAAUCAGAGCUGUAUCCACAUUUGUAUUUGUGGGCCCACAACUUUGCUCUUUGCUGGAAGAGGAAUAAAAGUCUUUGGGGCAGAUUUUUUUUCCCUCCUCUCUUUCUUCCAGUUUUAGCUCGUGGCCAGCGAAAGGUUGAACAGUUCACCAGUGCUUUAGCGGUGACACCGUGGAUGACACCGUGUUGUUAUUGUUAAUUAAUAAUGGAUUGAGUCUUCUGAGGAUUUACAAUCUUUGGCUUUUUUUUUUUUUUUUACUUAAAACUUGUAAAUAAUCUGUGACAUAGUUUUGGAAUAUCUGAUGCCCGUCGGUUGUGUGUACAUGACAGAAAAAUAACCUUCGCUGUGUCACAGUUCCACAGAUCCGAGCGCGUACUAAUACGCGCUCGGAUCUUAACAGUAAAAGUUUUUGGCCUUUGGUAAUGCUAUACAUCUUUACACUACAUUCUCAAAACCCAUGUUAGACGAGUAUAUAGUGUGGAGGUGGUGCUCUGUCUCCAACUUGACCUAGGUUGCUCAUCUCGUGGUGGGUUCACUCACACACACAUAUGCAAUUUUUAAUUAAGAUGGUGCCCAUAUCUUUGAAAUACCAGAAAAAAAUAUUUAUUUUGUUAUGAUCAUUGUCAUUGUGUAAGAAGAACACAGUCAGCUUUGUAGACGAGCAUUUCUAAGGUUGUUGAGAGUGGAGGGAUGUAAAAAGCCUAGUUUGUUAUUGAACAGGAGGAGCAGCUGGCGGUGAACAGCAGGAGAACUAGUUAGUUAGUUAGUGAGUUAGUUAGUUUGUAAGUAAUUGUCGUUGUCUUUGUGUUUGGCCAGAGUCUACCUCAGUGCAUAUGGAUGAAUCAGUCUAAAGAGCCUAAAUCAUCCCCGUCAGUCACUCGAUAUCCCGUCAUUUUAAAUAAUAUCACGUCUAUCGUACAUUAUCAACAUUAGUUUCCACUGUGGUCUGUUCAAUUCCUCCGCCUCUUAGUUUAUGAAGUUUAAUCUUCUUCUUGUGUCCCAGGGGGAAGUUCGCGUAGGCUCCUGCAGAAUGUGGUUAUUGUCGGGAGCGUUGCCCGGCAUAUCUUAUUUUAUCUUAUCUUAUUUUGUCCUUUUUUUAUUAUUUUGAUUUUAGGUUUCAUUGGUGAAGUGUUUUUAGAACAAGCUUUCGAGAUGUUCAAGUAUUAUUCCUCAUAUUUUUUGCCCUUAGUGCUCAUUAAAUGUGGAACAGAAGACAUUAGAUUGGCUCUAUGGACAGUGUUUGCUUUUGAUUAUGACUACAGUCUGUAGAAGUGCUCACAGGAGACUUCCCCCGGGAUCUGGAAGAAGCAACGUAGCUUUACACAAAUCCUCUCGACGCUGUGCCGUAGCGCCUUUCCUGGUUUCUGGGGAUGUGACAUUAGCGUGAGCAAAAGAAAAGAGGAAAGUCUUGUGACUCUCAGCGCACACUGUAUCUGUGAUCAGCUCCAUGCAGCCAAAGCUGACAGAGCACAGCUGUCGACACCUUGUGCUUUCCUUAAAAUCACAUUUGAAAUAAAACUGUAGUUUGCCAGAAAGCUCUACUCUUCUUCUUCUUCUUCAGUCUGUCAAUCUGUCUCUUUGUGGUCAAAACAGUUAGCGUACUGAUCCCACGUCUAAUCCAUUGUCGAUUCAUUUGUCUGUUUAGAUUUUUGUUUUUGUUUUUGUAUGUACAUUUUUUCUACUGUGAAUAUCAAGAGAAAUUUGUUAUUUUCUGUCAAUGCCAUGGAUUAGGUCUGUUGUGGCGGAUCAGGACACAACAUCGGGGGCUUUGUAAAAGUUUUAAGGAGGGGGACUUUUCCUCUGCAAAGAAAAAGAAAAAGAUGGACUGGGACAAUCCUGUGUGCCAUAAGAACUAUUAAUAGACAUGAAAUCUAGAUUGUAACUUUUUGUCUCAGGGAGGCGGCCUGAUGCUUUGUGGUUGGAGGAUACAGAGGAUGAGGAGGAAGCUACCGUACCUACCUUUUAUCUUCUCUGACUGAAGCGCAAGUUUUCGGCAUCCUUGCAAAAAAGAUUCUAAUAGGCCCAACAACAAGUUUUCAACAACAAAAACCCUGAACAUCCUUUUCACAUGCUUUCUCCCCCUGUUGAAUACGAUCAGGAAUCCUCCUCUCCCUCUCUGACGUGAUGUGGUUUGGUCUGCCCUCUAGCGAUUGGACAGGAGUGUUGCAGGUCAGGGGUGGCGAAGCAAACAGGGCUCCGACCAAUAGUGCCUUGCUCAGACUAACAGCCCACCUGACUCCUUCCUCCUCCUCCCCCUGAGCAGAACCACCACUGACAAGUGUGUCUCCACCAAUCACUAAAGAGGAUCUUCCACCUCCAAACCUGAAAUGAAAAACACAUGAAUUAUGAUUUGAAUGCGUCCAGUUUUCUUUAGUUGUGAAACAUUCUGACUGCUUGGGGAGAAAAUACUGUAAUUUGGGAUUAUAUGAGGAUUUUUACCCCAAAAAAGGUUGAACUUGUGUCUCUAAUCUACUAAGCUCUGGCUUGCUUUGUGCAUGGAAAAUGAAUUAUCUAUACCAGCGGAUAGCUUAAUAAUCAGAGGUCUUCUGAUUUCUGCUUCUCAUCAGUCUGUUUUUCACAGCGAUGCUCUAAAGCACAUGCAAAAAAACAAAAACAAAAAAGAUGAUCAGCGACAACUGAUUGCAUGGCCAGUAGAAGAAUCUCCAUUUGCAAUGCACUCAGUUGUUCCAGGACUUUUGUUUAAUUUUUUUUAAUGAACUGAUUAAUAAGCUCUUAACUGUAAAUAGCAGCGGAUCACCUUGGCUUCUGAAAAAAAAAACAAAAGCACUUGAUUUUAGGGAAGUUUAGGUUUGUUUUGUUGAACUCUCGUGCCCGAAGAAGCGGUUGGACAAGAGCAUGCUAGUGACGCGGCGCAGGGCGAGAACAAAGCGUAGUACGUAUUGUUGUUUUGUUUUAAGGAAAAGAAAAAAGUAUUACAUUUUAGAGAUGUUGAUUUCUAUUUUUCUAGCCAAAGUAGGGAGGGCAAAUACAAUUACUUUUUUUCUGACUGUAAUCUUUAACUACUCUUGUACAUUAUGAAUUUCAACAUUGUUAUCAAUGUGUAUUUAACUUUUUUUCUAAAUUUAAAAAAAAAAAAAAAAGGUUGAUUUUUUGUUUUGUCUGUUCUCCGUUUGUGUUGUGUUCAUCACAGUCGCGUCUCGUUGUGUUUUUACAGGAGCAGCACAACUCCGGUCUGAGGGCUUAACCCCCGUAAACAAGACGUAUACAGUAUGUGGCCUGAAAUGUUUUGCAGUGAACCCUGCUCUUAAUCCGAUGCAUGUUUUCUGAAUGUUGGCCAACGCCAACCGCCCAGCCGCAGCAACAUGUCACCCAUAAAGCCUUUCUUGUGUCAUAAAAUGCAUCACCUAUCGCAGAUGUUAUUGUAUUGAAUUGUUUCUGACAAAAAAAGAUGUGUAUUUAGUUUGCAAAUGUGUUUGUGUUUUUGUUUUGUUUUUAUGUGAAAAACUGGAAAAGACCACUGCACAUCCUUUUGAAGAAGAGGAAGCAUGAGUGAUAAAAUCCUGAAUAAGCUAAAAAAAAACUUAUGGUUCAACAACCACACAUUAUGAAGUUGACCUCAAAAGCUGGAAGGCCUUCGAGGAAUGGUUCAACGUUUUUGGGAAAUGUACGCUUGUUCGCCUUUUUUUAACGGAGAGUUUGUUGAGACGAUCCAAGUCGCUCUCAUCUCUCUGUGCUACUGAUUAAAGCGUCAGCCUGUAGCCGCUUAGCUUAGCAGAAAGACGAGAAGGAGGGCUGAACGACUGACCGGUGGUGACAAAGCCCCUGUACAAAAACAACAGUGGAAAAAGAUCAGUUUGACACUUUUUGCAGGGCAUCAUUGUCUGACUCAUAACCCUCCCUUUUUCUAAUUGAACAGAUUAAACUAACUCAGCAUCACUUGUUAAUCCGGGAGCCUGUUUUGUUAUUUGAUUUCGUUGCCUUACGACCGAGCCAGGACAGCGUCCUCCCCGCGUUUCCAGUCUUUAUGCUCAGCAGAGUUGAGCACCUGCUGGCUGCAUCCUACAUGUAACGGACAAAUCUAAAAAGUAGUAUGGCCUCUGCGCAUCUGCAAGUAAACAAGCUUCUUCCCCAGAAUGUUCAAACUGUUCCCUCGAGGAGAAUCGCCAGCUGUAAAUGAACUGAGUAAGUCUGCGAUGAGUGUGACGAUGACCUGUUUGUGGACGGACGGUGGGCGUGUCUUAGGUUUGUAAGGAGACACAUCUGGGGAAAAGCAGCCUUUUCUUGACUUUUUUUUUUCUUUCUUUGAAAGUCAUCUGUCAGUCCAGUGGUCUGCUCCAGUUUACACACCAAUACGUUAUACUUGUCUCUUAUCGUGUUCCCUGUGCCGUACGUUGUUAAGAUCGGUGGAGUUGUGUCUGUCGUCGUUCUCAGUUGAAGUUCUUUUCCACGGCUUUCUUUGUCUCACUGCUCCUCUUCCUCCUCAGCGUGUCCUUCGAGUCUCUUUUUUCUUCUCCUCGGUGCACAUAGGUGGUCCUCCCCAGAAUGCUGUGUGUAGUCUUGCAGGAUACCUCUUUAUUAAUGUCAUUUUAUUGCCGAUGAAUAUGCUGAUGUAUUAAUUUUGGGAUAUGUUGUGUAUACAUUAUGUUGAGACAUCAGUGCGUGUGCAGACAGGUGUAUAUGUGUGUAUGUACAGUCCGAAACCCGCAACCCUACAGAGAUCGCUUCAUCCCUCACACUGGAUCCAAAUGUGCCAUUAUCUUUAUGUAUCACGUAUAUCAACAUAUUGCACACACACACACACACACACAAACACACACACACACACAGAUACACGCGCAUAUUGUACAGGAUCAAAAAUGUGCCAUGACUAAAUGAACGCUUGACAAUUUAUUUUUUCUAUGUUUUCAAAGGAGAGUCAAGUAGUGACAUGUACAGAAAAUGAUGCAAUGAUAUGAAAAUAAAAAAACCUUGCUGUGUGUAAAUUAUUCAACAAUUAACUGUUUAUAUUAAAAUUAUGAAUAAAAUUAUUGGAGAAAAA
This is a messenger RNA of Scophthalmus maximus (turbot), 12861 nucleotides long. It is a transcript of the gene insrb, whose product is annotated as insulin receptor b. NCBI's taxonomy places the organism in Eukaryota, Metazoa, Chordata, Actinopteri, Pleuronectiformes, Scophthalmidae. Gene Ontology annotation, cellular component: membrane; axon; insulin receptor complex. Gene Ontology annotation, biological process: glucose homeostasis; positive regulation of MAPK cascade; positive regulation of phosphatidylinositol 3-kinase/protein kinase B signal transduction. Gene Ontology annotation, molecular function: phosphatidylinositol 3-kinase binding; insulin receptor activity; ATP binding. The record is from RefSeq and is a predicted model, not a curated record. The coding region runs from base 1136 to 5248 and encodes 1370 amino acids. The transcript is spliced from 23 exons.